AUGUCGUCUGAGGAUCGUGCGGCACUGGUGGCGCUGUUUCGGUCUACCGGCGGGACUCGUUGGGAUCGAAACAAUAAAUGGGACACAGAUGCUGACCUCUCGCAGUGGAGCGGAGUGCAUGUCAACGAAGAUGGCCGAGUGGUGAAGCUGGAUCUAUUCUACAACAAUCUCGAAGGGCGUAUCCCUGAAGCGCUUGGAGCUCUCCAGGAGCUAACACAUCUUAACUUGUGGGACAACAAGCUCACGGGGACUAUCCCUGAAGCGAUUGGAGCUCUCACGAAGCUGAACGACCUCAACUUGUACAAGAACAAGCUCACGGGGCGUAUCCUUGAAGCGCUUGGAGCUCUCAAGGAGCUAACGCAUCUGAACUUGUGGGACAACAAGCUCACUGGGACUAUCCCUGAAGCGAUUGGAGCUCUCACGAAGCUGAACGAACUCAAAUUGUACAGCAACAAGCUCACGGGGUUUAUCCCUGAAACACUUGGAGCUCUCAAGGAGCUUACGAUUCUUGGUUUGGGCCGGAACAAGCUCACGGGGUCUAUCCCUGAAGCGCUUGGAGCUCUCAAGGAGCUAACGAUUCUUGGUUUAGGCUGGAACAAGCUCACGGGCUCCAUCCCGGCAUGGCUGGGAUCUCUAAAGAAAUUGCGACAGUUUGGGCUCUCCAACAACCACCUGACCGGGCCUAUCCCUGAAGCGCUUGGAGCUCUCAAGGAGCUAACGAUUCUUUGGUUGGACGACAACAAGAUCACGGGACACAUUCCCAAGGAGCUAGGCAACUUGGAGAACCUGCAACGGCUUCAUCUGCAGGACAAUCAACUGACAGGAGCCAUCCCGACGGAGCUGGCAAACUUGAGUGCUCUUUCGAAAUUUGGGUUGAAGAACACAGGAUCAAAGGCCUUCUUGCGGCGUGGCAACAAGCUUACCGGAGGACCGGCGAAGGGCGAGGGGCUUGAUUCGUGGAGGGCACGAAUCCGGCCGAAACAAGAGACAAAGCCGCAAACGCUCAAGGGUGACGAAAAGGAGGAGGACGCUCCCGUACCUCCACCCCCCCCCCGUCCCGUCUUGCUACCACAGCAGCAGGAGACAGGCGAGGGCGACGGAAACGAGAAGGAUAAUCCCGUGCCGCUUGGCUUCCCCAACCAAAGAGAGGAGGCGGUGUGGGAACGGGCCCGUUCUCCGGAACGUGCUUCCUUGUCCCCAGGGAAGGCAGAAGAAAUGGACCGAUUGUUCAGUGCUCAGCUUUCGUCCUCUGCAGGGUUAGAUUCACUCAUCAGGGAGAAACCUAAAGCUCUGGAGGAUAUCCAACGGGUCAUUGAAUCAACAGUCGCGGGAAGCGUUUCUCCCGACGACAAGCUAAGCGACAUCGACGGGCGCCGGAAGCUUGGCACGUUGGUGACCAUGUCGACGGCGCUAGGCGAGGUUGCGUUGAGGCACACCGAGGACAUGAACAUCCAGCGGAAGGAGCUAGCCUUGCCUGCGUUUUCCAACGCAUACUACUCUGCCGUCAGAAGCGGUCUAUGCCAGGCGUACCUCGCUGCUAGCGUCAUCGACAGUGACUGGGUGUCAACGAGCAAGACCGGUGGCAUGGGGAAGGCAGGGGCGGCCAUGAAGCUGAUGUCUAGCGCCGUUCCUGUGGUCGGUGGACUGCCGGAACUAGCAGGCAAAGCGUUGGAGGCCGGAGACCACUACCUCCAAACUCGGCGAUUGGUAAAGAUCACGGCUAUGGCUUCUGACGCGGUGGAUUGUUGCUUUCUGGCGAGAAGGCUGGCCCUUCAACUAACCGACGGCCUCCGAAACGACGCCGGCGCCACGGCCGACAAUGCGGACGAAGUUCGUGUGGACACCACGGCGGGCAUGAACGGUGGCGCUGAUAUGACACCUGGGGACAUGAGCGAAGAGGACGUCUUUGAAUACUUGCUUGAAGAGGUGGCCAGCUACAAACGCAACGAUCAUGGCGGGGUGCGACUUGGCAAGAAGCACCUUCGCAAGCUGUUGAAAGCUAUUCAGCGAGGUUCCCUUGACGGCUCAAAUGGCACCGAACAAAAGAUUGAGGUCCUUGUAUUGAAGAUUCUUCCCGAGGCUGAUACUAGCCUUGCCGCAACGUUGAGUACGCCGAAGGAAGUGAUCGUCCGAUCUCCUCCUGUUGUGACGCCCGCCCACGACGGCGGGUUGCCGUCAAGGGCAGAGUUUACAGCCAUGCAAGCAGCUUUGGAAGCUUUGAAGUUCGACAGGGAAACGCAGCAAGCAGAGCUGGAACAGUUGCAAGCCGCCAAGGACAAGCAGCAAGAGGACCUGGAAGAGCAGCUAGCGAAAAUCGAAGCAGUGGAGUCCCGCAACAAACAGCUUCGAGAAAAGGUGGCAGCGAUGGAGAAGCGAGUGCCAGAAGGUGACUGCGAGCCGUGCGACAGGGGGAAUGCCGAAGGAAGACAAGUUCUCCAGCAGAAGCUCGAGAUGAAGGAGGACCUGGAGACAUUUUGGCAGCGAAAGGAGAAUGCAGGGAAAAAGAAGGGUUUCUCACAACGCGGGCGCCGCCAUUGCUGA
This is a messenger RNA of Ectocarpus siliculosus, 2541 nucleotides long. The record is from the annotation of a GenBank genome assembly. Lineage: Eukaryota; Phaeophyceae; Ectocarpales; Ectocarpaceae.